AUGCCAUCACAAGCGCAAUAUGUGGAGAAGAUCAUCCGCGACCGCAUAGCCGACGGUGUCUUCUACAAACAGCAUCUUCAUGGUACAAAUGAAGCGACAAUUCUCCCGGUGAUCGUUGCUCACGUUGACUACAUUGGCGGGACCGACUCGCAGGGCAAACCGCUGCCGUUCCUCUGCUGUCUCCUCCGCUUACUCGAAAUCAACCCGUCCGAAAAGGUUAUAUUUGAUGUCUACAUGGAUCAGUUGGGGUCCAAGGAGUUCAAGUACGUUACCGCCCUUGUGUUGGUCUACGUACGGCUUGUGCUUCUGCUGGCCCGAAUAUUUCAGACGCUAGAGCCCUUUUACCUCGAUUACCGAAAGUUACGACUUCGGCUCAAGACCCCUCAGUUUGAUCGUCAGACCCAGGUUCCCAUCCACUUUAAAUUGACUCAUAUUGAUGAGCUUGUGGACGAUCUAUUAACGAAAGAGCGCGUGUUUGAUAUUCAUCUUCCAAGGCUUGUGCCUCGACUUACCUUACUCGAACGGGGUGAAGUUGAACCGCGCCAAUUUGCCGUGGUACCUGAGGACGACCUGGACUCCAGCGACUUUGCCAGUGACUCGGAAUAA
Molecule: messenger RNA, 606 nt
Organism: Diutina rugosa
Lineage: Eukaryota; Fungi; Ascomycota; Pichiomycetes; Serinales; Debaryomycetaceae
Gene: FGR16
Product: U4/U6-U5 snRNP complex subunit
Exons: 1
Coding region: 1-606 (201 amino acids)
Cellular component (GO): precatalytic spliceosome
Source: RefSeq, a predicted model, not a curated record